Molecule: messenger RNA, 3261 nt
Organism: Cuscuta campestris
Lineage: Eukaryota; Viridiplantae; Streptophyta; Magnoliopsida; Solanales; Convolvulaceae
Source: the annotation of a GenBank genome assembly
GGAAAAAUCAAACUCUGACCCACCACGACUUCUUCUUCAUGACCAGUCAACAUUCCUCCUCCGGCCAGCCGGCCCCACCCACGCCCGUCUUUCUCUCUUUUCUCGCCUUUCUCCCACUCGCCUCCUCUCCUCUUCACCAAACUGCAGGCCGAGAACAAGGCCGGCGAUCCGAAAAUGGCGAAGAACGGCUCCGUUUCCAGAGGAGGAGCUCCCAAGGUCGAUGGAAGCAACGCGUCGGUGACGCUGAACGUCUCUCCUAACUCGUCUUCUUCGUCGCCAUCCUGUAAAAGCAAGACCUCGACUCCCCCUCCCGUUUCCGGUCUCCGGCGCAGCACCGCCGCCUCAGUUUCCCCUUCUCGAAAGGACGAUGCCGCAAUUUCAGGACGUGUUAGAGUUGCAGUGAGAUUACGUCCUCGAAAUGCGGAGGAGAUGGAGGCCGAUGCAGAUUUUUCCGAUUGUGUUGAAUUGCAGCCAGAGCUUAAACGGUUGAAACUUAGGAGAAACAACUGGGACACAGAUACCUAUGAAUUUGAUGAAGUGCUUACAGAGUUUGCUUCCCAAAAGCGCGUUUACGAAGCUGUAGCUAAGCCUGUUGUUGAGAGUGUCUUGGAGGGUUAUAACGGAACAAUCAUGGCAUAUGGGCAAACUGGGACUGGAAAAACAUACACUGUUGGAAGGCUAGGUGAAGAAGAUGCAUCUGAUCGCGGGAUCAUGGUGCGGGCAAUGGAAGAUAUUCUUGCUGAAAUAUCCCUGCAGAAUGACUCAGUAUCUGUAUCUUACUUGCAGCUCUAUAUGGAGGCUAUACAAGAUCUACUUGAUCCAACGAACUACAAUAUAUCCAUAGUUGAAGAUCCUAAAACUGGAGAUGUUUCAGUUCCUGGGGCUACUACCGUGGAAAUCAGAGACCAAAAAAAUUUUGUGCAACUACUUCAACUAGGUGAAGCUCAUAGAUAUGCUGCUAAUACUAAAUUGAACACAGAAUCUUCACGCAGUCAUGCUAUACUGAUGGUGCAUGUUAAAAGGCAAGUCAAGGGCAACAGUUCUGCUAUUUGUAAUGAAAAUGGCACAUCUCAAUUGACUAAAACCUUAGAGGCACCAACUGUUCGCGGAAGCAAGCUAAUUGUUGUUGAUCUUGCUGGUUCUGAGCGUAUUGACAAGUCAGAUAAAGGAAGUGACACACACAUAUUAGAGGAAGCAAAGUCAAUCAAUCUGUCAUUAACUGCGCUUGGAAAAUGCAUCAAUGCAUUGGCAGAGAACAACAGUCAUGUUCCAGUACGUGAUUCAAAACUCACUAGACUGCUACGGGAUUCAUUUGGAGGUACUGCACGAACUUCAUUAGUAAUUACCAUUGGCCCGUCUCCUCACCACCGGGCAGAGACAGCAAGCACCAUAUAUUUUGGACAAAGGGCUAUGAAGGUGGAGAAUAUGUUGAAAAUCAAAGAAGAGUUUGACUACAAAAGUUUGUCCAGAAGGCUUGAGUUCCAACUGGAGACUCUUAUUGCAGAACAUGAGAGGCAGCGAAAAUCAUUCCAGGAUGAAAUAGAGAGGAUUGCUCAAGAAGCUCAGAACCGAAUUACUGAAGCUGAAAGAAAUUGUGCUGAGUUAUUGGAGAAUGAGAGAAUGGAGUAUCAAAAGGAGUAUGCUGAUGCAAUAAAGAAGCUAGAGGAGCAGUGGGCAGUAAAUCAAAGAGAGCAUGAAAAGGUUAGCCAGAAUGAUGAAAGCUGCAACAAAUAUUUGGGGAGAGAGCCUGCGGUUUUUUCUGCUUCUGAGGAUGCUGCCGAGAUUACAAAGUUGUUUCAACAUGAAACUUCCUUGCAUAAAGCUGCAGAAGACAACAUUAAUGGUCUUAAAAAUCAAAUAGCACAAUGUAAAAUCUCAGAGGCAGCUGGAAGUUCUGAGAUCUUAAAGCUUCGCAAAAUGCUGGAAGAUGAGGCACAACAAAAAGCCAGACUCGAGGAAGAAAUAUCAAUAUUAAAAAGUCGUCUUUUGCAAUUAAGUUCUGAAGCUGAUAAGACAACUAGAGACCUUGAUAGAGGGGCUACAGAAUUACCUAGCGGUCAGAGUUCUCCACAUCGUCCAUUCAUACACGAACAACUACAAGGUUCUGGAGAUGAAGAGAAAGCUUCAAUAGAAAAACUCUUUGAUCAAGUUGGACUGCAGAAGAUAUUGUCACUACUUGAAGCAGAAGAUACUGAUGUCCGUAUCCACGCUGUAAAGGUGGUGGCAAAUCUAGCCGCGGAAGAGGCAAACCAGGAAAAAAUUGUUAAAGCAGGUGGACUUAAAUCCUUGUUGACAAUUCUUAGAGUCUCAAAUGAAGAGACUAUUCAAAGGGUUGCAGCUGGAGCAAUUGCAAACCUUGCCAUGAAUGAGACCAACCGGGAGCUUAUAAUGUCUCAAGGAGGCAUAAAAUUGUUGUCAAUGACAGCUAUGAAUGCUGAAGAUCCUCAAACUCUUCGCAUGAUUGCAGGAGCUAUUGCAAAUCUUUGUAGCAGCGAUAAAUUACAAACAAAGCUUAGUGUUGAAGGAGGUAUCAAAGCACUCUUAGGAAUGGUCGGGUGCAGGCAUGGUGAUGUUCUAGCUCAAGUUGCUCGUGCAGUUGCUAACUUUGCUAAAUGUGAAUCCGGAGCUCUCACACAAGGGAUAAAGACCGGUAGGUCUCUUCUGAUUGAUGAUGGAGCAUUGCCGUGGAUAAUACAGAACGCAAACAAUGAAGCAUCACCGGUUAGGCGCCAUAUAGAGUUAGCACUCUGCCACUUAGCAAAACACGAGGUGAAUGCAAAGGAUUUGAUAAACGGAGGUGGAUUUCGGGAACUACUACACAUCUCACGAAAUUGCCCGCGAGAGGAUAUCAAGGCCCUCGCACUCCAGACGUUAAAUUCAAGCAAAACCUUCAGGGCGGAAAUGAGGCGGAUGCGGGUUGAGCAUUGUUGAUCAAAGACGUGACCGACUAUUUGAGCUAGACAGGUUUAGAUUCCCUGUAUAUAAUCCCAAUUUACUUGCCUGCAAUUUGAUCACUAUAAGUUGCAGAAAUCUAUUGAUUUUAAAAAAAAUUCAUGUUAGAAUUAUUGGUUACAGGGAGAAAUUAAUUAGUAUAGGCUAGGAUUAUUGCUUUGGCAUAUGCUGUGAGAUCCCAUAUUGCAUUACUAGUUAUCCCUCAGGGAGGAAAUUCAAUGAGGCCUGUAUUAUUGCGCAUUUUGCAUUGGUAGACAUCCAUCCAUUUAUACACCAGAGUCUCUAAUGUUACGCCACUUCUAGUGGUGU